CACAUCAAGCCAAAAGCCAUCGAAAUCUUCCCGAUUUGUUUAAGAACAUAACUCUUAAUACUAUUUAUAUAUUAUCAUUAGGAGUUUGGUGCCAAUAAAAGAGGAUUCAGUGAUAGUUAUGUCAAAGAAUUGUUAAAUUUAAGUAAAUAUUGUGCAGUGAAAAGAAAAAACUGUGGAUUCAAACACCAGGUACCAGGAAUAUGUCUGAACUGUCUGUUACUUCGGAAAUUUACGCCGAAAACGGAUACGAAACCAGCCCAGCUGAUAUAGACAAUUAUGUGAUAACAACCUUCCCAUUUUUUUAUAAUGAUACUGGUUUAGCUGUUGUGGAUGAAGAUGGUGAUUAUUGCGUUCAAAGGAAGACUGAUGUUAAACAAUAUUUAAAAUUAGAAUAUUGCCAAUCAACUACUUUGAAAUUAGUUGGAUUACAAAUAUGGCGAGGCGCAUUUUUAUUAGCUGAUUUUAUUCUGCAUCAUGGCACCGAAUUAUUAAGUAAUCGCACAACUAAAUCUGAUAAAACAUCUGCAGCAGUUUUAGAAUUGGGUUCCGGUUCCGGAUUAACCGGCAUAGUAGCUGGUAUGAAAUUCGACAACGUAAUUUGCACAGACAUUGACAUUGGAGGAAUACUAGAGUUAAUAAACAGAAAUAUACAAAGAAACCUAAACAAUAUAAAAGGACGAGUAUGCACAAUGGAACUUGAUUUCAAGAAGGAAUUAUCAGAACCUAUGAUAAAAGAAUUAGCAAAAGUAGAAUUAGUAAUAGCAGCUGAUGUUAUCUACGACAACGAUUUAACAGAAGAAUUUGUCAAAACUUUGGAAUGUAUAUUUGCAAUCCCACCAAAGAAAACAGCUUACAUCACGUUGGAAAAGAGGUAUGUCUUCACAUUAGCUGAUUUGGACACGGUGGCACCUUGCUAUGAAUAUUUUAUGGAAUGUUUAGAUAAAGCAAAAUAUCGAAGCAUUACAACUAAACAGAAUUGGCAAAUAACAAAAUUGGAAACAAAUUUUCCGAAAUAUUUUGAAUACGAUCGUUGCAAAGAACUAGUUCUGUUGAAAAUUUCAUUGCACGAUAAUGCACAUUGA
Molecule: messenger RNA, 1082 nt
Organism: Ctenocephalides felis (cat flea)
Lineage: Eukaryota; Metazoa; Arthropoda; Insecta; Siphonaptera; Pulicidae
Product: methyltransferase-like protein 22
Exons: 5
Coding region: 201-1082 (293 amino acids)
Biological process (GO): protein methylation
Cellular component (GO): nucleus
Molecular function (GO): protein methyltransferase activity
Source: RefSeq, a predicted model, not a curated record